AUGGCGGCAGUGGCGGUGGCGGUGGCGGUGGCGGCGGCGCAGGUGGAGGUGGAGGUGGAGGUGGAGGUGGAGGUGAUGGAGGCCGUGGCUGCUGGGGCGGGGGAUCUGGAUCUCGAUGAGGAGAGGAGGGGGGGAGGGAUGAGAUCCUUCAAACGGCGUCUGACAGCGUCUGAGGAGCGGGCGGACCACCGGGCGGACCACCGGGCGGACCACCGGGCGGACCCCCGGGCGGACCACCGGGCGGACCAGAGACGCUUAUCUGACGAGGGGAGAGGGAGCACCGUGGCUCACCGCCGCCGCGACCCAGACUGCGACCGCAUGAACGUGGAACUAAGAACGUACAACGACCCCGAACCAAAAAGUGCCCAGCAGAACAGCCAGUCCUCCCCCCACCUGCUGCCCCCCAAGCAGCCCCUGUACAGCGUGCCCCCGCAGUCCUCCUCCCCCUACAUGGGCCCCCCCCCCGGCUCCUUCCCCCUGUCGGACCUGCAGAGCUUCGGGGGCCCGCCGCGCCACGCCCUGGCCCGGACCCUCAGCCAAUCGCAGAUGCUGCCGCCCAGCAUGAGUGCCUCUCCCCCCUCCCCCUUCCAGAUCAGCCCCCCGCUGCACCCCCACGCCCAGCUCUCCCUGCACUCCCUCAACCAGCCAAUCCGCAUGCAGCAGGUGCAGACGCAGCCAAUCAUCUCACACCAAAUGGGGCUGCACUCCCCGCCGCUCGGCCAACAGGGGUUCUCCCACAUCCAGGCCGACUACCCCAACAGUGUGGGGGGCCCCCAGUCCCCCGGGGCCCCUAACCCCGGGCAGAACCCCGACUGGGAGGCAGAGUACUGCAACAGGGACUGCGGACCCAACCACUGCAGCAGUGGGAUGGGACCACGGGACAAGUCUCUCUACCUCACCUGAAGUGGAAGGACCUCCGCGAGACGACAAG
Gadus chalcogrammus (walleye pollock) is the source of this 931-nucleotide messenger RNA. Its product is annotated as TOX high mobility group box family member 2-like. Gene Ontology annotation, molecular function: chromatin DNA binding. The coding region runs from base 1 to 903 and encodes 300 amino acids. The record is from RefSeq and is a predicted model, not a curated record. Gene Ontology annotation, cellular component: nucleus. The transcript is spliced from 7 exons. Lineage: Eukaryota; Metazoa; Chordata; Actinopteri; Gadiformes; Gadidae. Gene Ontology annotation, biological process: regulation of transcription by RNA polymerase II.